UACCAAGCAACCAAGAACAAGAAAGAAGGAAGAAGAAUAAAGAUAUAUUAUCAUUGUGGUGGUGUUACUGAGAGAGUGCAAAUAACUGAGUUAUGGGCGAGUCAAGUGACUCGGUGUCUAUAGAUAUUGACAUGCUUCCUUUUGAAGGAAAGGAAUAUGUGGUGAAGACAAGUGGAGGUUCAAUAUCAGUGUAUGUUUGUGGUGAUCAAGAAAAGCCUGCUUUGAUUACUUAUCCUGAUGUUGCUCUCAAUUACAUGUCAUGUUUCCAAGGUCUAUUCUUUUGCCCAGAGGCAGCUUCUUUAUUGCUUCGCAACUUUUGCAUUUACCAUAUUGAUGCUCCAGGGCAUGAGUUUGGAGCUGAUGUCAUUGCUUCAGAUAUUCCAUUACUUAGUGUGGAUGACUUAGCAGACCAGGUUGCCGAAGUGCUCGAUUUCUUCGGACUGAGAGAGGUUUUGUGCUUAGGCGUAACAGCUGGUGCUUACAUCCUGACACUUUUUGCAAUGAAAUAUAAAGAAAGGGUGCUUGGUUUGAUACUUAUUUCCCCUAUCUGCAAAGCACCCUCUUGGACUGAAUGGCUUUAUAAUAAGGUCUUGAUGAAUUUGUUAUACUUCUAUGGAAUGUGCGAUAUAUUGAAGGAAUGCUUAAUCCAGCGUUACUUCAGUAAGGAAAUUAGGUGUGGCAUGCAUGAUGCUGAAUCGGACAUCAUUCAUGCCUGUAGAAGGUUGCUGAAUGAGAGGCAAAGUUUGAACGUUAUGCGCUUUCUUCAAGCAAUUAAUGAGAGACAUGAUCUUACGGAUGGCUUGAAGGAGUUGCACUGCAAGACACUCAUUUUUGUUGGCGAGAGCAGUGAGUUCCAUGAUGAGUCUGUGUAUAUGUGUGCCAAAAUGGGCAAGCAAAACUGUGCUCUCGUUGAGGUUCAGGCCUGUGGCUCACUAGUGACAGAAGAACACCCAUAUGCCAUGGUAAUCCCAAUUGAAUCCUAUCUAAUGGGAUUUGGCUUCUAUAGACAACCUCAUGUUGCUUCCUCAUCAAGUAAUGGUUCCAACCCUGCAAGUCCUUCGAGCCAUUCUAGUAUAGCACCAGAACUACUCUCGCCGGAGAGUUUGGGGAUCAAGCUCAAACCUAUCAAAACACGGGUGCGUGUUGAAGCUUGAAGUAUUCAAGCAUGAAUUAAUUAACAAAAAGCUUCAGAAUAAUCGAUCCGGAUAAAGAAGCUUUGCACAUAUAACCACGAUAAGUGUAUAAUUUAUGAUAAUGUCUAGGGAUAAUAUAUUCACAUUCUUUGAUUGUAUUGGAGGGGGAAAUUUUGUUAUGUACAAAAAUUUAUGUAGGCAAGUCUAAGGUAGCAUUUAUUUUAGCAAACGUUUAUGUUUUAGAUUGUGGAGGCAUCCUUUAGGGGAGGAUUUGUGUAGUAGAUACAUAUAGUGUCAUUGUUAUUAAUUCUAUAUUCAUUCUUAAAUAAUAAAAGGAAGAUAUUCUUGUGCUA
Messenger RNA from Mercurialis annua (annual mercury), 1486 nucleotides. Its product is annotated as protein NDL2-like. Bases 93 to 1154 code for a protein of 353 amino acids. The transcript is spliced from 11 exons. The record is from RefSeq and is a predicted model, not a curated record. Lineage: Eukaryota; Viridiplantae; Streptophyta; Magnoliopsida; Malpighiales; Euphorbiaceae.